AAUGACUUUAAAAAGACUCGUGAUUUAACAAAUCAUCUUAACAGAAAGUUUAAGUAUAAGCAACUCCAAAUAUCUAAUCCAGUUCAGCUAUCUAAUCUUAAUGUAUCCAGACCUCAAACACCAGUACCCAGCUCCCUAUCUCCUAUAGUCCAUAUUCAUGAAAAGGAAGCUACUUAUUUAUUCAUAGAGGAUUUGGCCAACUGGCUAGCGAAUCCUAAAAUAAAAAACAACCCAACUAUUAUUAAUAAAAAGAUUCCAAAAACAGAUACAGAAUGGGAUAAGUCUAAAGAUGAUCCAAAAGAUAUAGAUAAAAAAGUGUCUUGGCCGGUCCUAUUUCCAGAUGAUGAAAUGCAUCAAAAAAAAGAGGAAAUGUAUGAAGCUGGAAUGACUGAAGAGCAUGCUAAGAAAAUUUUAAAUGCAAUAGAUGAUGAUAGGUUUCUUAUAAGGGUAAAAUUUAUUUGGCCAAAUAAUGAUAAUUUCAAAAUCGUUGACAAAUAUGAGCCCAUACGUGAGUCAAAAAAGGCUAGUAAGAAAUUCGUUACAGGAGGUCCAAAUGUUAUUCUUACAAAAAAGACGAACCAGGCUUUUGGGUUGGAAUUGAUAGAAAAUGGUGCACUUAAUUGUGUGGCCCAACGAGUAAUAGAGCAUUUUGAAAAAGCAAAAAGAGGACAUGGUCUGACUAGUAUACGUAGGCAAAAAAUUGACACAUGGGAAAAAAGAAUGCGUCAGCCUGGUGCUCAGGUAGAGGAU
Racocetra persica is the source of this 750-nucleotide messenger RNA. Lineage: Eukaryota; Fungi; Glomeromycota; Glomeromycetes; Diversisporales; Gigasporaceae. The record is from the annotation of a GenBank genome assembly.